AGCGGAGGUGGGAUCUGACUUGGACAGCUGGCCCAGCUGCCCCUCCCUCCGCCUCCUCCCUUGUGCCUGGGCGCUGGAGCGGCAGCAGUGAGCUGGCUCGGGCUGCACAAGACGAAGAAGGCGACGCGAUGGUGACACGGGCCCGGCCCUUGAGUGCGAGCUGCCGCGCCUGUCAGCAUGAGUGAGACCCCGCCGCGCCUUCACUGCUCGGUGCUCAGCUGCUUCGGUGAUGAGCCCCCCAGUCUAGAAUAUAUUCAGGCCAAGGAUCUCUUUCCACCAAGGGAACUUGUAAAGGAGGAGGACAAACUGCAGGUACCAUUCCCAGUGCUGCCGGGGGAAGGAGUGGAGUAUUUAGGAAGCGCAAAUGAUGCUGUCAUAGCUAUCUCUAAUUAUCGUUUGCACAUCAAGUUUAAAGAUUCUGUUAUCAAUGUGCCUUUAAGGAUGAUUGAGACAGUGGAGAGUCGGGAUAUGUUCCAGCUGCAGAUAAUAUGCAAGGAUUCUAAAGUAGUCAGGUGCCACUUUUCCACAUUUAAGCAAUGCCAGGAAUGGCUGAAGCGACUAGGCAGAGCGACAUUUCGUCCAGCAAAACAAGAAGAUCUUUUUGCAUUUGCUUAUCAUGCCUGGUGCCAGGGGGUAUGCAUAGAUGAGGAGGAGCCUCUGAUACACCUUUGUCGUCCUGGAGACCAUGUGAAGUCCCGAUUUCAGAUAGAACUUGUACGCAUGGGGUUUGACUUGCAAAAUGCUUGGAGAGUGUCUGAGAUCAACAACAACUACAAACUCUGCCCAAGCUAUCCUCAGAAGCUUCUUGUGCCAGUUUGGAUCACGGAUAAGGAAUUAGAGAAUGUUGCUUCCUUCAGAUCAUGGAAACGCAUCCCUGUUGUUGUGUACAGGCAUACACGCACAGGAGCAGUGAUUGCACGGUGCAGCCAGCCUGAGAUUAGCUGGUGGGGCUGGCGUAAUGCAGAUGACGAAUAUCUUGUAACUUCUAUUGCGAAAGCCUGUGCUCUGAAUCCAGCAGUACGUACGCCUAAUGGAAACCCCUCUAACAAAGGCAUCAGUGAUGGAAGUGACAAUUCAGACACCGACUUUGAUUCUUCCUUGACAGCCUGCCCUGUUGAUGGUGGAGGUGUACCUCAGAAACUACUCAUAGUAGAUGCCAGGUCUUACACAGCUGCUGUGGCCAACCGAGCAAAAGGAGGCGGAUGUGAAUGUGAAGAAUAUUAUCCAAACUGUGAAGUGGCAUUCAUGGGAAUGGCUAAUAUCCACUCAAUUCGGAACAGCUUUCAAUACCUUAGAGCUGUGUGUAACCAGGUUCCAGACCCAGGAAACUGGCUCUCAGCACUGGAAAGCACAAAGUGGCUACAGCACCUGUCUGCCAUGUUGAAAGCAGCAACAGUUGUGGCUAAUGCAGUGGACAGGGAAGGGCGGCCCGUGCUGGUUCAUUGCUCAGAUGGAUGGGACAGAACACCGCAGAUCGUAUCUCUGGCAAAACUUCUGCUGGAUCCAUAUUAUCGAACUUUAGAAGGAUUCCAGGUAUUGGUUGAAACGGAUUGGUUAGAUUACGGUCAUAAGUUUGCCGACCGAUGUGGCCAUCAGGAAAAUACAGAAGAUCAAAAUGAACAAUGUCCAGUCUUCCUGCAGUGGCUAGAUUGUAUCCAUCAGCUGCUACUCCAGUUCCCAUGUCACUUUGAGUUUAACCAUGCUUUUCUGGUGAAACUAGUGCAACACACAUAUUCAUGCCUGUAUGGAACCUUCCUUGCCAACAACUUGUGUGAGCGAGAGAUGCGCAACAUUUACAAGAGAACUUGCUCAGUUUGGUCCCUGCUUAGGACCGGCAACAAAAAUUUUCACAACUUAUUGUACAUGCCUGGAAGUGAUCUGGUUCUGCACCCAGUUUGUCAUGUUCGAGCUCUUCAUCUUUGGACAGCUGUGUAUCUGCCAACAACAUCACCUUGUACUCCUAUGGAUGAUAGGAUGGAAAUGUAUCUUACCCCUGCUUCCCAGGGACCAGAGUUUAAUGCCAGAUCCCUCGACAGGUUACCAAAAACCCGAUCAAUGGACAAUCUUCUGACUGCGUGUGACAGCGGGGGACUACUGACACGCACAUCUAGUGACCCCAACCUUAAUAACCAUCAGGGCAGCCUAGAGCCAUGCAGUUCCAACAAGGAGGGUAAUGAGACUGAAAUUUGUGAUAUGCAGCAGCAGGUUUUAUCGACCGAGCCCAAGAAAGAAGAUGGAAAUGAGGGUAAAAGCGCCGACUGUGAAAAUGAGGAGACAGGAGUUGCUCGAAUUCCAAAAAAUCAACAAAAUGCUCUUAACAAUAUUUUAUCAAUCGCCAAAGCAGAUUCUGUAGAUUGCAAAUGCGAUAAUUUUAAAUCUGUUCAGGAAAACAGUUCUGUUAUAGCAGUGCCAAGCAAUGAAGGGACAAUCGCUGACAAUAGCCACAGUAAUGGCACCUCAGAGCACCUCCCAGUUCCAGCCUUGGUUAAAAAUGGAUCUGUUCAAAACAAGUCCUGUGUAAAUGUUAGCAAAGCUAUGAAACUCUCUACUGAAUUGUCUAGGACUGACAAAAAGCCUGUGUUUCAAGCACAGCCAGACGAAUUCUCUUUAUUUGCAUCCAACUGGGACAGUUUACCGGGUCUGAUGAGAUCUGUUCCUCUCUGUGAGGUUGCUCUGCGACGCCCUCUCUCCUAUGACUGUUCUACAAGGAGUCAGCACAACAGGAACGGAAGACAUACUACCAAACUAACCGCAAACUUGCCUGCCUCUUUUCACUGCCCUGGGCCCUUUAAUAGAAGCUCCAGGUGUGUGAUGACUUGUCAUGCAAAGCAGGUACAGAGCGGCAGAUUCUUGCCUUUGGCAUGUCCAUCCCCAGCUCCACUCAUUUACCAGGAUGAUGAUGGUUUGCCAAUUCCCAGUGAUGUGGUACAGCAGAGACUCCGGCAAAUGGAAGCAAGUUACAAACAAGAAGUAGAUCUGCUUCGACGGCAGGUGUGGGAAUUGCAGCUCCAGUUGGAGAUCCGUCAGUAUUGUGCUCCACCUUCUGAACCAGAAGCAGACUAUGAAGAUGAUUUUACUUGUGUAAAAGAGUCUGAUGGUAGCGAUAUGGAUGACCUCUAUUCAGAUAAGAGUGAAGACCGACUCUCUGAAGCAAGUUGGGAGCCAGUGGAUAAAAAGGAAACUGAGGUAACAAGAUGGGUUCCUGAUCACAUGGCUUCACAUUGCUUUAACUGUGACUGUGAAUUCUGGCUGGCAAAACGUAGGCAUCACUGCAGAAAUUGUGGUAAUGUGUUCUGUGCAGCCUGUUGCCAUUUGAAGCUCCCCAUACCUGACCAGCAGCUGUAUGACCCUGUGCUUGUGUGCAACACGUGCUAUGAUCACAUCCAAGUGUCCCGUGCAAGGGAACUUAUGUCUCAGCAGCUGAAGAAACCCCUCACUGCAGCCUCAAGCUGAACGCUAACUUACAAUCCGUUUUGUUUUUGCUCCUCUUUUUGUUUUCUGCCACGAAGAUGAUGAUUUAAGAGGAAGACGUGUGUCGGUACUCGGCCGCAUGCCUGUGAAUAUCUUCAGUGACGAGCAGCAGGCUGGCCUACUCUAGCAUUAUAUUGCUACACUGAGGCAGGUUCUCUUCCGCCAUACCCCCCCCCCCCCCGGGAAAUGCAGUUGCAACCCAUAUCCCAUAAUAAUUCCGCCAAUGUUCAUACAUCGGUUAUAGUGAGAGCUUAGUGUCGAGAAACGAAAAUGUUUUCCAGAGUGACAAGAGAAGAGUAGUGACGUCCAGAGGGGUCUCCAUGUUUUUCAGUAGCAUGCUGGCACUACCAAUGUGGGCUGGAAGUCCUAGUGAGAUAUCACUUUCCUUUAUCUGACUGAUAUUGUUCAAUUCUUGAAAAAGAAUAGGGGGAAUGUAGCAAAGCUGUGGCAAAAUGAAACGCUGGUCCGUUUAUUGGAACAUGAAGCGAAGGGUUUACGUGUAAAUGAAAGUGCAGAUUUUGAAACUGUGAAGACUAAGAGUUAUUUGCCGAAGGUCUAAUUAAUGGGCCUGUCUGCAGUAAUAGGGUUUAGUAUGGAGGUUACUGCAUUUGCGAGUAUUACUGUAUAUUUGUUUUAAUGGGCAUAAACAGCCCAUGCCCCAGAAGCUUGUAAAUAUUCAUGUUUACGUCGGUUCCUUCUGCCAUUAACUGUAUCAAAAUCUCAUAGUUAGAUACGGAUUCCCAAGCAAGAGAGAAAAAGUAAACACAAAGUCUGCUUUGUGAUUUUUUUUUUUUUUUAAUUUUUUUUCUGAGGAGCUUUGUAUUAAAUGCUGCUAUUUCUAAUGUUGUGCACUUAAUGUAACCCAGAAAAAGGGACAGAACAUUGAUACCAAAAGGUUUAGUCUGCCAGGUAAACUAGAUUCGCUUUGUCCCAUGUACAGUUAUGCUCCGGUCAUCUUCCUUUUGUUCACAUGUCAAUGCACUUUUUUGCUCUGUAUUUGUUUCAGUCCUUGUCACAGUUCAGUGGCUUAUUUUGUUCUGGAUGAACACUGCUAUUUGCCACUAUUAGGGUCAGUCCACACGAGCAGAUUCGGGGAGAUUAAUCACCCCAACGACAUAUCGUCUCUUCUUUGGGGCAGCAAUCUCUUCACACGUGGCGCUUCGUUUUCCGAAGUUGCCUCACGAGGAAAACGAAGUGCUGCGUGUGAAUUGCCGCAGGCGAUUUUCAUUUUAGCCGGUGCAGGGCAGGGGGAAAGCAGUUCGAUGAGAUUGUCGCCCUAAUGAAGAGACGAUUUAUCGCUGGGGCGACUAAUCUCCCCGAAUUUGCU
Molecule: messenger RNA, 4798 nt
Organism: Xenopus laevis (African clawed frog)
Lineage: Eukaryota; Metazoa; Chordata; Amphibia; Anura; Pipidae
Gene: mtmr4.S
Product: myotubularin related protein 4 S homeolog
Exons: 18
Coding region: 178-3453 (1091 amino acids)
Biological process (GO): phosphatidylinositol biosynthetic process; midbody abscission; regulation of autophagy
Cellular component (GO): membrane; endomembrane system; cytoplasm
Molecular function (GO): metal ion binding; protein tyrosine phosphatase activity; phosphoprotein phosphatase activity
Source: RefSeq, a predicted model, not a curated record